ACAGCUGACACCGACAACAACAACAAUGGCCGAUUGUGUUGAAGCGCUACUCGUUUUGGUUUUGCUCUGUCGAAACGAAAUGGAAGAAAUGGGACGACUUUACUACCAACUUUACAGUCGUUACAUGCUAAAUUCAAAACUGCUUUACAAUCCUAAACAUCAACGACGAUUCAGAUUCCGUAGGAGAAAGAAGAAUUUCCGCGUGUCCAGGCAGUCCUUUGACUACAUCUGCAACCAGGUCAGCGGCGUUAUGGGGAGAAGAGACACAAAUUACCGUCUGUGUAUACCCAAUAAAAAACGGGUUGCAAUUGCCCUCUGGAAGCUGGCCACCGGAGGUGAAUACAGGACCAUCAGCCAUCUUUUCGGGGUAGGCCAAAGCACCGUUUGCCUCUGUGUUCAGGAUUUCUGCUGGGCAACCAUGGAAGUGCUGCUUCCACUACAUAUCACAUUUCCUGAUGUGGAGAAGUUGGUGGAAAUGGCCACUUUUUUCAACAGACGUUGGAGAGCACCACAGUGUGUUGGUGCAAUAGAUGGAAGUCACAUCCCUAUUUUAGCACCCCGAGAUUAUCCAUUAGGCCAAAACAAAAUGACCAUCUCUGGCUGUGAUGUGGGACAUUACCUGAUUGGUGACCCAUCCUAUCCAAUGCAAAGAUGGCUAAUGAAACCAUUUUCAGACACUGGGAGACUGACCCCUGAACAGCACACCUACAAUUACAGACUGAGCAGUGCACGGUCGGUUGUUGAGAUGGCGUUUGGAAGGCGAAAAGGAAGAUGGAGGUGCCUCCUAAAAAGGAACGACUGCGAGCUGGAGCUCAGCAAAAUAAUGACAGUGACUUGCUGUGUACUACACAACAUAUGUGAGGAACAUAGCGACAACUUCACUGACGAUUGCCAUGAACUUGUGUACGACCAACCCGCUUUACACCCCUUACCAGAUAAUGGUAGACAAGAAGGAGCUGAUGUUAGAUCCGCAUUGAUGGACUAUUUCAACAUGGGGGACCACUAAUAUUACUGCAGUUAAACCUGAUCUAUUUUGUAUCAUGCCUCUUUUUUUUGUACAAUAAAAUCACUGGAUCAGA
Molecule: messenger RNA, 1079 nt
Organism: Gymnodraco acuticeps
Lineage: Eukaryota; Metazoa; Chordata; Actinopteri; Perciformes; Bathydraconidae
Product: protein ANTAGONIST OF LIKE HETEROCHROMATIN PROTEIN 1-like
Exons: 2
Coding region: 26-1006 (326 amino acids)
Source: RefSeq, a predicted model, not a curated record